AUGAAACUAUCACUGUUCGUCGUUCUGGCUAUUGUGAGCAUACUGGGUGAAACAUCAGGAAAGGCCCAACCCCAAUAUUUCUGCGGCAGGCGAUUGGCAGAUACACUAGCCCUAUUUUGCCCAUCCACUGAGCUGGUCAAGAGAUCAAGCAACUUACAUAAGAGUCAUUACUACCCUGCAACUAACGGCGAGUUUCCUGACAGUGAGUUUGGUGAAAUGGGUCUGCUUUCUAGUCCACAUUUUGCUGAAGAUGAUUGGAUGUUUCGUGGUGGUCUGAAAAGUGCUCGCGGUAAGAGAGGAAUCGUGUCCGAGUGUUGCGACAAUCCUUGCACUAUCGAAGAACUGCUCACCUAUUGCUAA
Chilo suppressalis (striped riceborer) is the source of this 360-nucleotide messenger RNA. The record is from the annotation of a GenBank genome assembly. Lineage: Eukaryota; Metazoa; Arthropoda; Insecta; Lepidoptera; Crambidae.